This is a messenger RNA of Neltuma alba, 2056 nucleotides long. Its product is annotated as SMR domain-containing protein At5g58720. NCBI's taxonomy places the organism in Eukaryota, Viridiplantae, Streptophyta, Magnoliopsida, Fabales, Fabaceae. The coding region runs from base 230 to 1786 and encodes 518 amino acids. The transcript is spliced from 12 exons. The record is from RefSeq and is a predicted model, not a curated record.
AAAAGAGGCCAGCGUAAGGAUCCUCUCGAUGGAGAAGAAAGAAAAACUCGCACUAUGUUAUAAUGGGCGAUCACAGAGAAUCCUACGCUUUGCGAUCCCAAGUUUUUCUCUUCUUUGAGGUCAAGUAAGAAGGCGCGAACUCCCUUGAAACGAUUGAACUGAUUCUGCAGAGUAGCUGAUUGAAGAUAGAGAAAGGUUUUGUUCUUGUGUGUUUUUGGCGUAGAUCUCCAUGAAGAACACGAGGAAGAAGAAGAAGCGAUCGUCGGCGCCCAAGGCCACCUGCAAAGGCGUUGUGGGGAGCAAGGAUGACGGGAAAGUAGGAAGAGGGGGGUUUGAAGCAGAAGAUGAGCAAAAGGUGCUGGAGAUGUUGGUUGGGUCAAUCUCCUUAUCUUCUCCGGAGGAAUCUGCUUUGGCAUAUAAAGAUGCCGAGGCUGAUCUCGACAAAUCCGCUCAAAUUCCGAUGGGAAGCUUUGUGGACAAUGUUAAGGAUUCUUCCACUUGUUCUAGUUCUAGUGGAUUUUCAGGUCUGGACUUGGCAUCAACUUCGGGUUCGUCUGAAGGGUUUAUGGAGUCAAAUUAUACGGAUAUGAGAAGUGCCAAUGGAUUUCGAAGGGGUAAGCAGAAGAAGAAGGUAUCCGCAGCUAUGGGUACUGUUUCCACGGUUUUGGGCAAGGAUUAUAUGAGACGGAACUCGACUAGGCCCAGUGGAUAUCAUAAUAAUAAAGCCGUUGAAAAGGCGGAGGUGGAGCAGUUUCUGUGCUCGAUGCUGGGAAAUAAUUGUGACAUCAGUUUGGCUGUUGUUAGAGACGUUCUAUGUCAAUGUGGAUAUAAUGUCGAUAAGGCCCUGGGCGUGUUGCUUGAAAUGUCUAUGCCUUCCCAUCAACAAUCCGAGAAUCAUAGACAUCCUGAUGGCACAACUGAUAAUAUUGAUGAUGUCGGGUUUCCUGCUUACUAUGACAAUCUGGUAGAUGGUAGAUCGGAGUGCACAUCGUUUUCAUCAGAAGGUGAAUUUUCUGACAAUUUGUGGUCCCUGGGAUCUUUUCACAGGAAUUAUGCAGAGGUUCUCUCUGGUUCUAAAGCUAAAUAUGAUAAUAGCUUUGGAAAUUUAAAGUCAGAUCUUCCUCAGAAGGUGUUGGAAUCUCUGUUUGACAUUCACAAAAGUACUGAACAUGACAAAGAUGUCAUAAACUGGAGAAAUGUUGCAAAGAAAAUGCGGUCUUUGGCGCCUCAAUUUAAUGCUUCUUCUGGUGUUGCCGAAUCUGAGCAACAUAGUUAUGCUAAAGGAGAUGACUAUUAUGUGUUUAGGGAAGAUGCAAAGCAGCACUGGGAUUCAAUGAGAUCUUAUUAUCAGAAAGCUACAGCUGCAUACACCAAAAAAGAUCGAGCACAUGCAGCAUAUCUUUCUGACCAGGGAAAAGAACAAAGGAACUUGGCUCAGAAGGCAGAUGCAAAGGCAAGCCAUGACAUAUUUAUGGCCAGAAACAAGGAUAUAGAAAAUGUCAUAACUAUUGAUUUGCAUGGGCAGCAUGUCAAACCAGCAAUGAGAAUGCUUAAACUACACCUCCUAUUUGGAUCUUUUGUUCCCUCUGUCCAGACACUAAGGGUUAUCACAGGAUGUGGAUCACAUGGUGUGGGAAAGUCGAAGCUGAAACAAUCAGUUGUAAAGCUUCUGGAAAAGGAGAAUAUUGAAUGGCAUGAAGAGAAUCGGGGGACUGUGAUUGUCAAACUUAGUGGAUCCAGAGAGUUCAGUUUUCUGGACUCUGACACUGAUAGUGAUUGCAAUUAAAUUAUUGUAUCAAGGUACUAUAGGAAUAUCAGUUUGUAACGGGUAAGAUAAUUUCGAAGGCUAACAAUUUCUCUAGACACAGACUAUGCUAGCGCAGCUUUUGGUUCUUACUGUUAGUGGCUCUGAGGGGGUGGAAAAUUUGGGGUGUGCUCUGCACAGAACCUAUAAUUCCAUUGAUAAGGCUUGGUUUAAGAUAUUACCGCAGUUGUACAUACGUCCAUGUAACAGCUAUUUCUAACUUGCAAUGAAGUCUUGAAUUAUUUCCUCUUA